GCAGUUAUAAUGGAAUUGAAUCCUAGUCUCAUAUGACGUACAUAUAAGACGCUGUCUCAACCCCCCUGGACGAAAAAAUAAAGAAAAUAUAUUUAAACUAAGCUGCUGGCCUGCUGUGCUACUGCUAUCAGCCCCUCGUGCAUUCGGUGUGCCCUAUCUGCUUGCUGAUGCUUCAGUUUGUGUUUGGUGACGAUCGUGUUCUGUAAAGUUGGCCAACAUAGGAAGUUGGAAUUGAAAGCGACAUUCGGUCAUACUUUUGGUCCCCACCCACCACAGAUGCUCGUUAGAACAAACGUUGUCAGCAGAUUGAGUCUUCUGUGAUCUCUUUCUGUAACACUAAUUUACCAAACAAGUUAAAGGCUUACAAAAGAAUGGCACAGUCUACACCAACAGGAAAUAUCACAAAUAUUUGGAUCCAAGAUGCCAAUGGUCAGCCCCAGAUGAUAAAAGUGGUGCAUGCUACUGCCGGCAAAGGUGUACCAGUGUCCAUGGCCUCUGGAGCAGUGAGAGCUGUAUUAAGAUCAAAUGGAACUGUUUUGGCUGCCACACCUCAGAUGUUGCAGUCACUUGGGAGAGUAGCAAGAGCACCUGGGCCCCGGGGCCAGGUGGCAGCUGGUCAAAUUCUAGCCAUACCAUUGUCUUCUGGAAAUGGAUCCACUCCUGGCAGCAAAAGUGCAGCUGUUCAGUUACCAGUUGUACCUGUUGUACUUAGCACUCCUCAACGUUUAAAUCAACAGCAGCAGCAACAACAACAACAGGGCAAAAACUUCAUUUCGCCUAUCCUUGAUCACAGUGGUUCUCGAAAAAGACAAGAUCCUGACCAUGAACAUGGUUCAGAGAGUAAACGGCGUAAGGUAGACAAAGGAGGGAAAGGUUUACGCCAUUUUUCCAUGAAGGUGUGUGAAAAAGUUCAGAAAAAGGGUACCACAACGUAUAAUGAGGUCGCCGAUGAACUUGUAGCUGAAUUCACCGACCCCUCUCGUUGCACGUCACCCGCUGACCAAUAUGACCAAAAAAAUAUUCGACGUCGAGUCUAUGAUGCACUCAAUGUGCUCAUGGCCAUGAAUAUUAUUUCGAAAGAAAAGAAAGAAAUCAAAUGGCUUGGUUUACCUACAAAUUCGUUGCAAGAAUUCCAGGCUCUGGAAGCAGAAAAGCAACGCCGUUUAGAGAGAAUUAAGCAAAAGACCCAACAACUGCAAGAAUUGGUUCUUCAACAAAUCGCCUUUAAAAGCUUGGUCCAAAGAAACAAGCAUAAUGAGCGUCUGUACGGUGGCCCUGCCAGUAAUUCAACCAUACAGCUACCCUUUUUGGUCGUUAAUACUAGCAAGAAAACGGUGAUUGACUGCUCUAUAUCUAGCGAUAAGAUGGAGUAUCUCUUCACAUUUGAUGAUACUUUCGAAAUUCAUGACGAUAUUGAAGUACUCAAGCGAAUGGGCAUGGCUCUUGGGCUUAACGAAGCUACUUGCACUGAAGAGAAUCUCGCAAAGGCCAAGUCUUAUGUUCCAAGAGCCUUGGAACACUACGUUGAUCAGUUGGCUAGUGGUCAAGCUGAGCCUCAGUGGCCGGAGGAUGUCAACCCUGUGGUUAAGGAAACCUCUGACCAUUUCAGUAGCCAAGGCGUCCGAGCAGUUACACCAACAGCCUCAGUCUCCACAGGUUUCUCCGACUCGGAAGACGACGACGUGGAUGACGAUGAUGAUAACUCAGACGUGGAAAUUAAUUGAAAUGUUGUUGAUUCUACCAUGGCGUUGUCUCAUUGCUACUGCCGCUUCACGUGCGGUUGUCCUCGCUGAUUGGAUGCAUUUCUCUUCGCUUGUUCUCGGUACAGUGUUAACCUUUCCUUAGAACCUAUAUUUUCAAUGUCGCCAAUUUAAGCCAAGUGAGAGUAUCCAUCAAUGAUCGUGGGACCUUCCGCGCGCGCAUGUGUAUUAAAUGACGGAGUGUUCUUGUCGGUAAAGGAAACCGCAUCGACAAUUGAAAACAUUGAAAACUCAGGUGAUGAAUAUUUGCUAAAGUGCCUGUCCAUGUAUUUUCGAGUAGAAAUGAGGUUUCAUUGUCGAUAACAGUUUUUUCGUUCAUAUUUGUUUCCCGUCGUACAAACAGUGUCGCUCGUUAUUCUCGUCUAUUAAGUGUUCAUAUCUUGUUCAUUCAUCUCGUUAGUAAAACACGGGAUUGUCUGCAUCAAUAGUCUCAACGGCUAUAAACUAUUCCAUUUCAA
This is a messenger RNA of Daphnia carinata, 2218 nucleotides long. RefSeq names its product transcription factor Dp-1-like (gene Dp). The record is from RefSeq and is a predicted model, not a curated record. Gene Ontology annotation, cellular component: nucleus; transcription regulator complex. NCBI's taxonomy places the organism in Eukaryota, Metazoa, Arthropoda, Branchiopoda, Diplostraca, Daphniidae. Gene Ontology annotation, biological process: regulation of transcription by RNA polymerase II; regulation of cell cycle. The transcript has 8 exons. Bases 372 to 1724 code for a protein of 450 amino acids. Gene Ontology annotation, molecular function: DNA-binding transcription factor activity, RNA polymerase II-specific; RNA polymerase II transcription regulatory region sequence-specific DNA binding.